This is a messenger RNA of Aspergillus glaucus CBS 516.65, 2196 nucleotides long. RefSeq names its product RNA 5'-triphosphatase domain-containing protein. Gene Ontology annotation, molecular function: protein tyrosine/serine/threonine phosphatase activity; mRNA guanylyltransferase activity. Lineage: Eukaryota; Fungi; Ascomycota; Eurotiomycetes; Eurotiales; Aspergillaceae. The coding region runs from base 1 to 2196 and encodes 731 amino acids. The transcript is spliced from 2 exons. Gene Ontology annotation, biological process: 7-methylguanosine mRNA capping; protein dephosphorylation. The record is from RefSeq and is a predicted model, not a curated record.
AUGGGAUCGACCGGCGGUCCUUCGUUGGUUCCUACCUCUUCCUCUUCCUCCUCCCUGUCUCGUACUUUUACCUCCCCGUCAGAUGUCAAGGGUGUGUUGCGCAUCUGGGAUUCCGUCAUCUCUUCUACCCUAGAACGUUAUCGCAAUGGCACAGUGAACUGGAGCCAGGUUGUGUUUUUGACUACGUGCUUCGUCGCAAUGGCGGGCUGUGGAUUCUUGUCUUCCCUGCUACGACGCAGAGGCGCCCAGUCGCCCUCUGAUGGCCGUGGUAGGCGCUUUGGUCGUUCUGCUCGCAAGAAUGACCGAAAGAGCUCCGCUGGGGCCAUGUCCUCUUCUGAGGAGGACGAGUAUGAUAGCAAUGCUUCUUUGCGCCCUGGUACGGAUGGCUCUCUUACUGAAAAGGAUGCAACGGCUCAGCACCGUGAACAAUCGGUGGAAGCCCUUACUACCGACCCAGGUCUCUUAAAGAAGUACUCUUCGUACCACUCCUACUCGACAUCUGUUGCGACGUAUCCGUCCAUCAGGACGUUCUUCUGUCAGCAUCCGCAGAUGAGCAAGUUGCCUACCAAACCAUCACCAAUUCCGUUGCUUGUGUUUGUGCACGGCCUGGGCGGGUCCCUGGCGCAGUUCCAUCACUUGCUCACGAGCUUGACGAACAUUGCACCUUGCUUUGGAAUUGACCUGCCAGGAUGCGGUUUGUCGACGUUUGAGCCAACUUCAUGGGAUGCAUACACUGUUGAGGCACUGUCGGAACUGAUCGCCACCGCUAUUGAGCAGCACCGUGAUGUUGAAGCAGGCCAGGGAGUCGUGCUCGUGUCACACAGUCUGGGAUGCUCUCUAUCAGCACUGCUGGCUUCGUCUGCAUCCUCAAUUGGGGCUCAGCUCAAAGAGCAUAUCAUUGGCACCAUUUCCGUCUGCCCCCGCGCAUCUCCGCCGCCUCCUAAGGAUACUACCAUGUUCCGUCGACUUCUCUACAUUCCAAACCCUGUCUUUAACCUGUGGCGCACUUGGGACCGACGUGGUGGUCCUAACAGUGCCAGUGUCACUCGAUUCGUUGGAGCAGACGCCGAUCCCGAGACUAGAGAACUGCAGGUCCGCUUUAAUAAGCAGAGCAAGACCGCUGUGUGGAGGCGCAUGGCGUGGGGAACUCUUCCAACGCAGUACGAUAAUGAUAAGCCGGUUGGAGGAAUGCCAGGAGAGGAGGUCUGGGCAGGAAUACAAUCCCCAGUCCUGCUCAUCGCUGGCGAGUCCGACGCGGUCACCAAAGCGGCAGAGUUGAAGAAGAUCCUUCAAUUCUUUGGAGAUAUCAAACCAGACGAGAAGAUCGAACCUGAUAGCAGUGUCGUUCCUGAUGCUACUAGGGUCCAGGAUCAAAUCCAGUUCCCCGUCAACGGCCAAGCGCACGAAGUCGAAUACGGAGGUGAAGAGGAAACCGAAAAAGUAUCAGAGGACAAGCGGAAGCGCCCCGUCAAGACAGCAAUCCUCCCAUCCCCGGCCUCCCACGCCCUCCUCUACGACCGCGCAACUUACCGCACCGUCUCCGGAAUCAUCCAAGACUUCUUCGUCUCGCACAUCGACCACCGCCUAAGCCUGGGCUGGCAACUUCACCACCUGAAUACAUCAGGCAAAUGGGACGUCAAGAACGUCGCCAAAUGGAAGAAAGUACCCCCCGUCUCACAACCCCUAGCAGACACCUUCGUGGCCCUCAAGAUGCUCCGCGAAGUCGACGAGGAACACAACCCCGUCCGCUUCUCCGAACAACACCGCAACAACAUCUACGCCGUAAUCGAUAUCUCCCACGAGAACCCCGUCUACAACCCGGCCUCCCUUGAAAAGGGCGGCAUCCACUACCACAAACACCCCACCGUCUCCAAGAUCCCGCCAACACCCGACGAGACGCGGGACUUCAUCGCGCUGGUCGAUCGACUGCAAGCCGAAAUCACGAACCUUGUCGAGAAACGUCCAGAAAGUGAACGGCAUUUACCGCGUCCGGUAGUCGGCGUGCAUUGCCAUUAUGGGUUCAAUCGGACUGGGUUCCUGAUUGUUUGUUAUUUGAUUGAGAGACGGGGAUUUGGGGUUCAGGAGGCGAUUGAUGAGUUUGAGAGGAGACGGGCGCCGGGGAUUAGACAUGGGCACUUUUUAGAUACGUUGUUUGUGAGGUAUUGUGUUGGGUUGAAGAGGGCGCCUACUUUGUAG